AUCAUCAACAAUGCUGGUUUGAUCCAAAAACAGGAAAAGGAUGGUGGAAGUGUGCAAAACUAAUGUUGCAGGAUCCCUGCUUAUCACAGAGGAAGAAGAAGGCUUUGUAGCCUGGGAGGGACUAAGAAGCGUAAGCGGUGACACGUGAUGGAGUGCAGGUCGCAGAUAAGCCUCUGACUGAUAAUGGCAUCUAGAAUAUGUGACAGUGUUCUGGUGACUGGAUCAAACCGUGGAAUUGGACUUGAGUUGGUUCGCCAGUUGGUUAAUUCACCCUCGUCUCCAUUUCAGAUCUUUGCUGGUUGUAGAGACCCAAAUGGACCAAGAGCACAGGAACUCCAGGAACUAGCUCAGAAGCACCAGGAUGUGAUCACGGUUGUCCAACUGAACACUGAUAGUGUAACUAGUAUCACAGAGGCCUCAAAACUGGUGGAAGCCAGGCUAAAUGGCAGAGGCCUGAAUGUGAUCAUCAACAAUGCCGGUGUGAACAUCCCAGGAUCUCUAGCAGAGACAGGAAAACAGGAGAUGGUGGACGUGUACACGACUAAUGUUGUAGGACCCAUGCUCAUCGCAAAAAAUUUCCACCCACUCCUGUGCAAGGCUGCAGCUCAGUUUCCCCAUCAGACAAGCAUGUCUUGCAAUAGGUCGGCUAUCAUCAAUGUGUCCACACUGCUGUCAUCCAUCACCAGAUGCCCUGAGAAUUUCUCCAUGUCUCCAAUGUACCCCUAUCGGGUCAGCAAGGCUGCACUGAACAUGUUAACUCGCUGCUUGGCGGAGGAUUUUAAAAAAGAUGGCAUUCUAGUUAUGGCACUCCAUCCAGGAUGGGUCCAGACAGAAAUGGGAGGCCCACAGGCUUACCUGACGACAGCUGAGAGCAUCAGCGGUAUGAUGAAAGUCAUCACAAGCGUUACCGAGAAAGACAGUGGAACUCUUUUAGAUUGGGAGGGCAAAAACAUCCCCUGGUGAUUGCACAACUCAUCUUGUGUGUGUCGUUUGCACAUCAUAAGUUUGACAUGUACUUCCACAUCUUUGUCUGUCUGCGGUUUGUCUGUGAAUUUUUUUCAUCUAGUGUAAGACAUGAGUUGUUAUCUCAGUGUAAUGCAUGUGAGGAAGAUCUCAUAAAAACAGGUUUCCUAUGUUUCGAAAUUUUUCCCCUAACUGAUAUUUGUAUUACAGACUUUCCAAAUUUAGUAUCAGCGAUUAUAAUAAGAUUAGCGGUGAGGCAAUAAGAGAAUGAAUAAGUAAAAAAAAAAAAAGGAAGAUGAGGAAAAGUUAAAAGACAGAACCAAAUGUGACAAAGCCAACCACAACAUGCCCUUCCUCAAAUCAAAUUUCCAGUAAGGACAAUAAAGUUAUGUUCAAUAACAAAGGAAUCAUGGGCUGUAAGAGCCACUCAAUGCCAUGGUCUGAUAAUUAGUGAAUAUUUGGUAAACAUUAACAUUAUAGUCAAUCAUUCAAAAAUCCAUAGGUCCAGUGCGCCCUCUAGUGUUAAAUGAGUGUAGAGCAAUAGUUUUCAACCUUUUGACCCCAAGUCCCCCCUUUGUCCAAGACAAUAUGUGAAGGUCCUUCUAUUUAAGAUGAUAUGUACUUUGUUACGUUUGUUGUAAUAAAAAUAAACUCUCUUUCUAUACUGUAUAUAA
Molecule: messenger RNA, 1637 nt
Organism: Ctenopharyngodon idella (grass carp)
Lineage: Eukaryota; Metazoa; Chordata; Actinopteri; Cypriniformes; Xenocyprididae
Exons: 8
Coding region: 184-963 (259 amino acids)
Source: RefSeq, a predicted model, not a curated record